This is a messenger RNA of Lepisosteus oculatus (spotted gar), 1423 nucleotides long. The record is from RefSeq and is a predicted model, not a curated record. NCBI's taxonomy places the organism in Eukaryota, Metazoa, Chordata, Actinopteri, Semionotiformes, Lepisosteidae.
UGACGCAGCGACGAGUUCCCCUUGUGUUUCCUGUGUUCCCUUUUGCUGCAGGUCGGGUAGCGGAACCGAGUCGAGCGCAAGUCGCCGGAUCUGGGCCGAAAGUCCGCAGAACGAAACGGGUUGACAGCGGCCCCAGUGGUCUCUAAUUCCUUGGCAAACCAGAUCAGGAAAAGAGAACCCAAUGAGUGACGGGGGGUGGGACUUCUUCUGCUUCUUCCGCUGCUGCUGCUGUUGAGUCGCCGAGGCCGCUGGGAAUUGUAGUCCCUGUGCCCCGGGGGUGUGGUUUGUAGUUUUGUCUUGUGCGCCGUGUGUGUGUGAGCGAGUGAUGUCCGUGGACAUGAACAGCCAGGCCUCCGACAGCAACGAGGAAGACUUCGGUGCCAACUCCGAGGAAGAGGAGGAGGAGGAGGAAGGGGGCGAGGAGGAGGAGGAGACGGGCGACAUCGCAGAUUAUUACGAAGGAGUGGCCAGCGACGUGGAGCAGCAGGGCGCCGAUUCGUUCGAUCCAGAAGAAUACCAGUUCACUUGUCUGACCUACAGGGAGAGCCAGCGAGUGCUAGCUGAGGAGGUCAACACUGUGGCUAUAGCACUGAAGGUUCUGCCUGCUGUUGCAAAACUGGUGCUUGUUCAUUUCCACUGGCAGGUUUCCGAAAUACUGGACAGGUUCAAGUCCAAUUCGUCCCAGCUGCUGUGUGAGGCUCGAGUUCAGCCCGGAGCCUGUAAAUCUCUCCCUCCCCAGUCCCCGCAGUGCGGCGUGUGUCUGCAGCUCGUCCGCCAGGACUCCCUGCUCGCCCUGCCCUGUCAGCACGCCUUCUGCAAGGCAUGCUGGGAGCAGCACUGCACCGUGCUCGUGAAGGAUGGCGUGGGCGUGGGUAUCUCGUGUAUGGCCCAGGACUGUGCCCUGCGGAUGCCCGAGGACUUCGUGUUCCCUCUGCUGCCGAGCGAGGAGCUGAAGGACAAAUACAGACGCUACCUCUUCAGAGACUACGUCGAGAGUCAUUUCCAGCUGCAGCUGUGUCCGGGGGCGGACUGCCCCAUCGUGAUCCAGGUCCAGGAGCCGCUGGCCCGCCGGGUCCAGUGCAGCCGCUGCAGCGAGGUCUUCUGCUUCAAGUGCCGCCAGAUGUACCACGCCCCCACAGACUGCGCCACGAUACGGAAGUGGCUGACAAAAUGCGCCGACGACUCGGAGACGGCGAACUACAUCAGUGCGCACACUAAAGACUGUCCUAAGUGCAAUAUCUGCAUUGAGAAAAAUGGAGGCUGCAACCAUAUGCAAUGCUCCAAGUGCAAGCAUGAUUUCUGCUGGAUGUGCCUGGGGGACUGGAAGACCCACGGCAGCGAGUAUUAUGAGUGCAGCCGCUACAAGGAGAACCCAGACAUCGUGAACCAGAGCCAGCAGGCCCAGGCCCGCGAAGCCCUCAAG